This is a messenger RNA of Mus pahari (shrew mouse), 1762 nucleotides long. It is a transcript of the gene Irf8, whose product is annotated as interferon regulatory factor 8. NCBI's taxonomy places the organism in Eukaryota, Metazoa, Chordata, Mammalia, Rodentia, Muridae. Gene Ontology annotation, cellular component: nucleus. Gene Ontology annotation, molecular function: RNA polymerase II cis-regulatory region sequence-specific DNA binding; DNA-binding transcription factor activity, RNA polymerase II-specific; protein binding. Gene Ontology annotation, biological process: immune system process; regulation of transcription by RNA polymerase II. The record is from RefSeq and is a predicted model, not a curated record. The transcript has 9 exons. Bases 48 to 1322 code for a protein of 424 amino acids.
CCGCGGGCGGUCCGGGAGGCGCGGGCAGCGUGGGAACCGGCGGCAGAAUGUGUGACCGGAACGGUGGGCGGCGGCUGCGGCAGUGGCUGAUCGAACAGAUCGAUAGCAGCAUGUACCCGGGGCUGAUCUGGGAAAAUGACGAAAAGACCAUGUUCCGUAUCCCCUGGAAGCACGCCGGCAAGCAGGAUUACAACCAGGAGGUGGAUGCUUCCAUCUUCAAGGCCUGGGCAGUUUUUAAAGGGAAGUUUAAAGAGGGCGACAAAGCUGAACCAGCCACGUGGAAGACGAGGUUACGCUGUGCUCUGAACAAGAGCCCAGAUUUUGAAGAAGUGACUGACCGGUCCCAGCUGGACAUUUCCGAGCCAUAUAAAGUUUACCGAAUUGUCCCCGAGGAAGAACAAAAAUGCAAGCUGGGCGUGGCACCUGCCGGCUGCAUGAGCGAAGUCCCCGAGAUGGAGUGUGGCCGCUCCGAGAUCGAGGAGCUGAUCAAGGAGCCUUCUGUGGAUGAAUACAUGGGUAUGACCAAGAGGAGCCCAUCCCCGCCAGAGGCCUGCAGGAGCCAGAUCCUCCCUGACUGGUGGGUCCAGCAGCCCAGUGCAGGCCUGCCACUGGUGACCGGAUAUGCCGCCUAUGACACACACCAUUCAGCCUUCUCCCAGAUGGUGAUCAGCUUCUACUACGGGGGCAAGCUGGUGGGCCAGGCCACCACCACCUGCCUUGAGGGCUGCCGUCUCUCUCUGAGCCAGCCGGGGCUGCCUAAGCUGUAUGGGCCAGAUGGCCUGGAGCCCGUGUGCUUCCCGACGGCCGACACCAUCCCCAGUGAGCGGCAGAGGCAGGUGACCCGGAAGCUGUUUGGGCACCUGGAACGUGGCGUGCUCCUGCACAGCAACCGCAAGGGCGUGUUCGUGAAGCGGCUGUGCCAGGGCCGCGUGUUCUGCAGCGGCAACGCGGUGGUGUGCAAGGGCAGGCCCAACAAGCUGGAGCGGGACGAGGUGGUGCAGGUCUUUGACACCAACCAAUUCAUCAGAGAGCUCCAGCAGUUCUACGCCACCCAGAGCCGCCUACCUGACAGCAGGGUGGUCCUCUGCUUCGGGGAGGAGUUUCCGGACACGGCGCCCUUGCGUUCCAAACUCAUUCUGGUGCAGGUAGAGCAGCUGUAUGCCAGGCAGCUGGUGGAGGAAGCAAGCAAGAGCUGUGGUGCUGGCUCCCUGAUGCCAGCUCUGGAGGAGCCCCAGCCGGAUCAGGCUUUCCGCAUGUUUCCAGAUAUCUGUACCUCACACCAGAGACCCUUUUUCAGAGAAAAUCAACAGAUCACCGUCUAAGGCUCAGUUCGGGAACCCCACCUCGCCUGAGCUCAAGCUUCAAGAUUCUGUGACUAAGAGACGUCUGAAAGGAUGUGGACCCCUCUGACUGGGGUGGGCGGGUGUCCUCCAAGGGCGCUCCUGAAGCCCACUGAUGGAUGCUCUCCUGAUCAGGCAGGUGUCACAAGCUUGCAGGGGCUGAGGCCACAACCUGUGAUUAAAGCAUUCCUUUCCUGCGUUUUCCCCUUCACCAUUAAUGGCUGGCCUUCUUUCUGCAUGCUGAGGUCUUUGUCACUGUGACGGUUCAAAUCACCUGGUGGCAGCAGACCCGCCUUCGUCCCUCUGUGGCUGAAGGUAGAGAUUUAUGAGUUUCUCUGCUUGAGUGGAGAAGAAGAGACUUUAAUAUUCAGGUGUUUUUCUUUUUUUUUUUUUGUUUUGGGCCAGAACUCUGAAAAGAAUAA